UCUCUCUCUCACACACACACUCCUCUCUCUCUCUCACACACACACAUCUCUCUCUCUUUCUCUCUCACGAUCACAGUCAAGGAGGAGACCCAGUGCUGUUGCAUGGAAAUGGACAGCGAGAUGGAAAGUGGUCAGAAGAGACGAGUCAACAGCAAAGAUGAUCUGAUAACUGAUGUUGGUUCAGGGAGCCUAGGUUGCUGUGGCUGGCUCAUUGUGAUCCUCUCUGGUCUGUUCGUCUUCUCCCUGUUCCCCUUCACCAUCUGGUUCUGUAUAAAGAUAGUUCAGGAGUAUGAACGUGCUGUCAUCUUCAGGCUGGGCCGUAUUACAGACCGGAAGGCUAAGGGACCAGGUAUCUUUUUCGUUCUGCCAUGCACAGACUCCUUCGUGAAAGUGGACCUGAGAACCGUGUCAUUCGACAUCCCUCCACAGGAGAUCCUGACUAAGGACUCUGUGACAGUGUGUGUUGAUGGGGUGGUCUACUUCCGGGUGAGCGACCCCAUCUCCUCGGUGGCCAAAGUGUCCAACGCAGACUUCUCCACCCGUCUCCUGGCCCAGACCACCCUGAGGAACGUCCUGGGAACCAAGAACUUGGCGGAGCUGUUAUCAGACCGCGAGGGCAUCUCACACAGUAUGCAGGCCAGUCUGGACGAGGCCACUGACCCGUGGGGUAUCAAGGUGGAGCGUGUGGAGAUUAAGGACGUGAAGCUGCCUCACCAGCUGCAGAGAGCCAUGGCUGCAGAGGCAGAGGCCACUCGGGAGGCCAGGGCGAAGGUGAUAGCAGCCGAGGGGGAGAUGAACGCCUCUCGGGCCCUGAAGGAGGCGUCUCUAGUGAUCUCAGAGUCUCCGUCGGGUCUCCAGCUGCGCUACCUGCAGACCCUCACCACCAUUGCUGCCGAGAAGAACUCCACCAUCAUCUUCCCUCUGCCCAUGGACGUCAUCAGUCACUUCAUGAAGAAGUGAUGUCAUCAAAACUCGCCACACACACCGCUCCUGUCUAACAUUCAAUCAGUUGGUUUAGUUGAUUCGGGUGAUUUGAAGAAGAAAACAAAAAAACGUUUCAUUUAUUUUUUUUGUGAGGAUUGUUUCAGAUUUCAGGAUUAGACCCGGUAACCUUUUAGGGGAUGUAUUUCUAGUGUGUUAAAAAAUAUAAACAAAUAUGUUUGAAAUACACUGUUAUAUUGAUAAUUUAUUGGAUAUUAUAAACUGUGUGGUUCAAGCCCUGAAUGCUGAUUGGCUGACAGCCAUGGUAUAUCAGACCGUAUAUCACGGGUAUGACAAAAUAUACAUUUUACU
Messenger RNA from Salvelinus namaycush (lake trout), 1293 nucleotides. RefSeq names its product stomatin (EPB72)-like 3b (gene stoml3b). Lineage: Eukaryota; Metazoa; Chordata; Actinopteri; Salmoniformes; Salmonidae. The record is from RefSeq and is a predicted model, not a curated record. The transcript is spliced from 7 exons. Bases 103 to 960 code for a protein of 285 amino acids. Gene Ontology annotation, cellular component: plasma membrane.